GUUUUCACGCUUGAGAAUACUCUAUCCUCUGCUCCUUUAACGCAAGUCCAGAAGCCAUAGUACACUGCCUCUGUAGGCAGCCACACCGGUCUCAGACUCUCAGUCUCAACUCUCAACUCUCAAGUAUAAACUAUAAAACCUGCAACUGCCACAUUUCGCGGAGACCAAAUCGUCGCUUGCGAAACCGUCAGAAACGACGACGUUUUCAGCACUCUAAACCUUCCUGCAAUGCUAUGGGCAACACGAAUCUCGAACAUCCGGUUCUAUCAGUAUCACCGUCCACUCCUCUUCACUGUCCCUCACAAUUUCCGAACUAAGCUCAACUUCUCAUCUUUUUCACAACCUCAGGGGUUCUGCUAUUUGGACGAGGACUGUGACGAUUUUUUGCCGUGGUUGGAGCAAAAGGCUGGGGCUAAGAUUUCAUCAGUACUUUCGAUCGGGAAAUCCGCCUUCGGCAGAUCUUUGUUUGCUUCUAAAAGCAUACAAACUGGAGAUUGCAUUUUGAAGGUUCCUUACAGUGUGCAAAUAACACCGGAUAAUCUUCUUCCGGAAAUCAAAUCCUUGUUAGGUGAUGAAGUUGGGAAUAUUGCCAAGCUUGCCAUCGUAAUUCUUUGUGAGCAGAAAAUCGGGCAGAAAUCUGAAUGGGCCCCUUACAUCAGCCGCCUUCCCCAGCCUGGGGAGAUGCACAAUACAAUAUUCUGGAGCCAAGAUGAGUUGGAGAUGAUUCGGCAAAGCUCAGUAUACCAAGAAACAAUUAAUCAAAAAUGCCAAACUGAAAAUGAUUUUUUGGCAAUCAAGCGUGCUCUUCGACAUGAUCCUGAAAUUCUUGGAGAUAUCACGUAUGAGGGUUUCAUGCAUGCAUGUUCAUUAGUUGGUUCUCGAGCAUGGGGAAGCACAAAGGGAUUAUCUAUGAUUCCAUUUGCAGACUUUUUAAACCAUGAUGGAGCUACAGAAGCAAUUGUCUUGAGCGAUGAAGACAAACAAGACUCAGAGGUCAUUGCUGACCGUGAUUAUGGUCCUGGUGAAGAGGUUUUAAUAAGAUAUGGAAAAUUUCCGAAUGCUACCCUGAUGUUGGACUUUGGCUUUUCUCUUCCAUACAACAUACAUGACCAGGUUCAAGUCCAUUUUAACAUACCUCAUCAUGAUCUUCUUCGUGAAAUGAAGAUUGAUCUUUUGCAAAGACAUUGUACCCCACCCAUUAAAGAUGUCAAUGGUUUCAACUCUUCUUUGGAAUCUUUCACAAUAAAUGAAGUGAGGUCUGCUAAAGGGAAAGGGAAGGGUCUCCCACAGUCACUUCGUGCAUUUGCUCGUGUUCUAUCUUGCACCACUCCUGAAGAACUCAGUGAUUUGGCCAAGGAAGCUGCCCAAAAUGAUGGCAGGCUGGCUAGACGCCCUUUAAGCAACAGAAGCAAGGAAAUUUGGGCACAUGAGAAGCUGUUAUUACUAAUCACUCAAUUAAUUGAGAAAAAUGAUGCAACUAUUAAGUCUUUGGUGCCUGUCAACUCUCCCCCCAUGUGUGGAAGACUUGCUGUCAGAAUGCAAAUGGCUCGAGAUCUUCUCAGUGGUGAACUUCGCAUACUCAAAUCUGCUUCCAUGUGGCUGAAGAGCUACUGUACAACCUUAACUACAACAGCCUACCAUUGCGAAGAGGUUGAUGAUUACAGAGCCAUUCCAGGAUGAACAAGAGAGCUCUCAGAUACUGGAGUUAGUCAUGAAUUACAUGGGAAAUCGGCAUAAAAGCAGAUUUGUGAAAGUAGGCUAUUUUUAGAGGUGACAACGAUCACAUAUGGUGCUAUAGCAAUCCUGCAUUACUGCAACCAUGAAUUUUUUGUCAUUGGUUGCACUAAAAUUUUGUAGAAGUACAUGGGGACUAUGUUUUCUAUUUAGAAACUGUAUGAUUGUACCUUGUACGCUUCUGUAGCAUCGUUUAUGUUGUUUGGAAUAGCUUGUAGCCUUGUAUUAACAUUUAAUGGUGUAUGUUAUUUGAUAUAAGUAUCAGUUGAUUUGAUCAGAAA
Molecule: messenger RNA, 2015 nt
Organism: Quercus robur (English oak)
Lineage: Eukaryota; Viridiplantae; Streptophyta; Magnoliopsida; Fagales; Fagaceae
Product: fructose-bisphosphate aldolase-lysine N-methyltransferase, chloroplastic
Exons: 15
Coding region: 229-1680 (483 amino acids)
Biological process (GO): peptidyl-lysine monomethylation
Molecular function (GO): protein binding; protein-lysine N-methyltransferase activity
Source: RefSeq, a predicted model, not a curated record